GUGGGGAUGUCAUAUGGACCUGCAGAGACGGACAGGGACAAUGAGACUUCGGCUUCAUUUGAUCGCUGAUUUGAGGGUGUAUUCUGGCUGAAAUGGAGGACACAGAGGUCCGACAACAAAUGCUGGACAAUCAGCGGUCGCUUUUAAUCAAGAAACAACAAAGAAGAAGGGCAGAUUCCCGGAUGAUCACAGCUAAUCAUGACAUCUGUCCCAAGACACGCAGACAGAAAGCUGAGUCUGACGAUACAGCUUUAUUGAUAAGCCAGUCUCAGAGCAACAUUGCUCUCAGUGACAUGCAACCUGAGGAGAUUUCCGAAAACACGGUGGAAGAGAUUUGUUUAGGAGAACUGACCAUUUCAUCCAGGACAGAAGAGGAUCCGGAAGAGGUAGCUGAUUCUGUUCCAGUCAUCACUAAGAAAAUCGAUCUAGAGAUCAGCCCACAGCACAGCGCUAAAUGCACUUUAGAAACAGAAGGCCAAGCAGAUGGAAAGAAAACUAAGAAGAAGGGUGUGAAAAAAGGGCAAACAAAAUUACUUGAGGCCAAACUUGCUUUAGAAGGGGAGGAAAAUGAAGGGAAAGAGAAAAAACCAGUGAAGAAGAAAGAUAAGACAAAGGAAUCUAAGGAGAACGUGAGGACAGAAGAGCAGUCUUCAAUUCAGACUGAUUCGGUCAUGGAAAUCAACAUUAAUGAAGAGAAAAAACCUGAGUCAGAGAGUGAGGAUGAGAGAAAAGACUGGACAAAGAGCCCCAUCCCUCCAACACCAAAGAGAAAACAACAACCGAAACCAAUGAGAUGUCAUCUGAGUGACAGUGAGGAAGAAAAAGUGGAAGAAGAGGAGGAGGACGAGAAGAGGGUAGCUAAAAAAACACCAAAGAAGUCUAAAAAAGGAGGAAAAAAUAAUGAUAAUAUUGCUUCUUUAAACUCCAACUAUAAAGAGCCUUCUUCUGACAGUGAAUCUUUGGACAUGGGAAAAUCCUCUCCGAUGUCUUUGGAGGAUCUGGAACAGUUUGCCAUGCGUCCUGCUCCACGAGAUGUGACUAUUCAGUGCAGGAUCACCAGAGACAGGAGAGGAGUGGAGAAAGGCAUCUUUCCCACGUAUUACCUCCACAUGGAAAAGGAGGAUGGGAAAAGGGUCUUUCUUAUGGCUGGAAGAAAAAGAAAGAAGUGUAAAACAUCGUAUUAUUUGAUAUCAAUCGAUCCAAUCGAUUUAUCCAGAGAUACUGACAGCUACAUAGGCAAACUAAGAUCAAAUGUCUUGGGAACUAAAUUCACUGUGUAUGAUAAUGGCGAGAAUCCAGAAAGGAAACCAUUCAUUAAAGAAACGGAUAAACUGCGACAAGAGCUAGCAGCAAUUUGUUAUGAGAAAAAUGUUUUGGGUUUCAAAGGACCUAGAAAAAUGACAGUAAUUAUCCCUGGUAUGCAUGAGAAUGAUGAGAGAGUUGUUAUACAGCCAAAAAGUGAGCUGGAGUCUCUGCUCACCCGAUGUGAGAAUGGUAACAAAGAGAAUCUUGUCACCCUUGUAAAUAAAUCACCCAGCUGGAAUGAGCAAACGCAGUCGUAUGUGCUCAAUUUCCAUGGCCGGGUUACUCAGGCAUCUGUGAAAAACUUUCAGAUUGUCCAUCCAGAUAAUGUGGACUACAUAGUGAUGCAGUUUGGGCGGGUAGCAGAAGAUGUGUUUUCCAUGGACUACAGCUUUCCCAUGUGUGCUCUACAGGCAUUUGCCAUCACUCUCUCCUCCUUUGAUGGCAAACUGGCCUGUGAAUAAGCUUCAUUCAUCUGUGUUUUCUGUUCUUUGAAAAAGGGAAACUUUGCAUUCAUUUAAGAUUUGAGAUGUUCUUGCAGUUGAAUGAACUUUAGAUUUUUACUGUUAUCCACAAAUUACAAUGUACAGUGGAUAAUUGAUCUGUUUUACUAAAUAUGAAUCCAUAAUUAGACAUGCCUGUUUAAAGCAAACAUUUUUCUUUGUUUACAUGAAAAAGAAAGCCAUUGGUCUUAUAUAAGUUUAUAUUAUACAGUUACUCUCAAUAAAGUUAUAUU
Molecule: messenger RNA, 2038 nt
Organism: Carassius auratus (goldfish)
Lineage: Eukaryota; Metazoa; Chordata; Actinopteri; Cypriniformes; Cyprinidae
Product: tubby protein homolog
Exons: 13
Coding region: 93-1766 (557 amino acids)
Biological process (GO): protein localization to cilium
Cellular component (GO): cilium
Source: RefSeq, a predicted model, not a curated record